GAGAACUUGAACAACCUCCGAUCGCUUUCUAUGCACAUCAUUUGAAAGACCCGGUUCUUGAUACUGAAAAUGAGAUUCUUAUAUUUGAAAAGACAAUCACUAACGAGGGAAGAGGAUACGACACGUCCACGGGAUUGUUCACAACACCUGUUGGAGGACUGUACCAGUUUGUUGUUCAUACAUGUGCUGGAAAGAACAGAUAUACAUAUCUUGGCCUGGUGUUGGAAGGUAGCGUUAUUUCAGCAGAUUCUAAUUAUGGUGAUGCAUCUAAUGGCUGUAAUAACUUUGGAGCAAUAAUAAGAGUUAGAUCUGGAGAAAAGGUUUAG
Molecule: messenger RNA, 326 nt
Organism: Ruditapes philippinarum (Manila clam)
Lineage: Eukaryota; Metazoa; Mollusca; Bivalvia; Venerida; Veneridae
Product: cerebellin-3-like
Exons: 1
Molecular function (GO): protein binding
Source: RefSeq, a predicted model, not a curated record